Molecule: messenger RNA, 1216 nt
Organism: Cylicocyclus nassatus
Lineage: Eukaryota; Metazoa; Nematoda; Chromadorea; Rhabditida; Strongylidae
Source: the annotation of a GenBank genome assembly
AUGAUAACCCGCUUCUUGGUUCAAAAUGAAAUAAGCGCUAAUCAGCCAGCGAAGAACCCGUGGGCCGGUGCUAUUGGAGGUGGCACUAGUGUCACAAUGAGCGACGAAUUGUUCCGCAAGCAAGAGGAACUUGAAAGAAAGUCGCGAGAGCUACGCCAACGAGAAGAAGAACUGAAUAGACGUCAACAACAGCAGCAAAAUAUGAACACAGGUUCUAUUGGAGCAGCCACCCAGCAUCCACAUAAUUGGCCUCCAAUCCCGACAUUCAUUCCAAUUGAACCAUGCUUUUACCAGGAUAUCGAGGUCGAAAUACCAGUGCAAUUUCAAAAAACCGUGACUAUUGUCUACCACGUCUUUUUAAUCUACGUGCUUGCAUUGAUAGUGAACGUGGUUGCUUCUCUUUUCUACAUGAUAUUUGCUAGUGGUCCUGUCGGACAAUUUCUUCUUGCCGUCAUUCAGUUAUGUCUAUUCUCACCAUGUUCGUUUUUGUUCUGGUUCCGACCAGUCUACAAAGCAUUUCGCAACGAUUCCUCAUUCAAUUUUAUGGUGUUCUUCUUCGUGCUGUUCUUCCAUUCUCUUUUCACGCUAGUGCAAAUGCUCGGUGUAUCCUCUUACGCAUGUGGUUGGAUCAACACCGUUGAAACAUUUGGAGUUUCCAUCCCUGUUGCUUUGUUAAUGUUGUUAUCAGCUUUGUGCUUCACUGCAGCAUUCUGUGGAAUGGUUUACGCCUUGAUCAGAGUGCACAAGCUUUACAGGGGAGCAGAAAUGUGCAGGCCGCUGCUACCGCUGCCACAACAGCAGCUGCAGGCGCUGCAUUCCAGCAGGCUACUCAAGGACGCUUUUAAACUGAGACGUUCGAGAUUGUUGUGAACCAUGAUAUGCACUACUCUUUCCUCUUUGGCUUGAGCGUUUGCUUAUGACCUGAUGUCCCAGUGACUUCUCGAAUAUUAGAAUUUUGAUGCGUUUACUAGCGGUUAUUAGUUACUACUGUGUUUUAGUGGUCGCUGUUCCUGUGAUGUGUCUGAUGUGUACCUAUUACCAGUUUUCUUCUGUAAUUCUUGACCUUAAAUAGAUAGUAUUUGACUGACGUUAUGGGUUUCCGUGAUGUUAUAUUGACUCCUAUUCAAUCAAUAUCAACAGUUCAUUGCAAUCUGAGAUAUUAGCACUGCAUGCGAAUUAAAGAAGUUUCAUUUAUAAUAAAUUUUACGAAGUUAGC